Molecule: messenger RNA, 1061 nt
Organism: Ruditapes philippinarum (Manila clam)
Lineage: Eukaryota; Metazoa; Mollusca; Bivalvia; Venerida; Veneridae
Product: ral guanine nucleotide dissociation stimulator-like 1
Exons: 8
Coding region: 1-1029 (342 amino acids)
Biological process (GO): Ras protein signal transduction; positive regulation of GTPase activity
Cellular component (GO): plasma membrane
Molecular function (GO): guanyl-nucleotide exchange factor activity
Source: RefSeq, a predicted model, not a curated record
AUGUUUAUUUAUUACAGAGAAAGUCUGGCAGUAUUUGAAGAAUUGUCGGAGAUUUUCUCCAAUGAAAACAAUCAGCUUGCUUCCAGAAAUCUCCUUAUGAAGGAGGCAACAGCCAAGUUUCCUGAUGUGGAUUCUGCAAAUAAAACUUUACAAAGAAGAAACCGUAUGAAGCGUCAAUCAUGGAUUGAUAAUGGAGUGGUACAGGGGACGGUACCAUACCUAGGUACGUUUCUCACGGACCUUACCAUGAUAGAUACAGCCAUACCAGACACCACCGAUUCUCUCAUUAAUUUUGAGAAACGACGGAAAGAGUUUGAAGUUUUGGCACAGAUUAAGCUGUUGCAGUCAGCGUCACAAAUCUACACUUUUCGUGAAGAUUCACAAUUCUGGUCAUGGUUUGAUGCUGUCCGUGUUUAUGAUGAAAAUGAAAGUUAUGAUCUCUCCUGUGCCAUUGAACCAGCUGCUGAUGGAGGUGCAAAAUUGAAGAAGAAAUCUUCCAGUCAACGACCAGGUAAAGCUGACACAAACAGACUGUCACUGUUUAUGUGUGCAGGGCUGAGCUUGGAUGAUAAAUCAAGUGUAGCCAGUAGUUCUAAUCAGGACUCUCCUGUUUCUCCAAAUGCACAGUUGUCUCAUUCAUCGUCUACCUCGUCUAUACAAUCCUACGACAGCGACAACUCAACACCAUUCAAAUCCUCAGAUGCCUGUGUUAUUAAAGUUUCCUUGGAAACCGGUGCUACUCCAAAAUCUCAUGUUUACAAAAGUAUCAUGUUACAUAACACAGACCAUACUAAGAUAGUCAUACAGAGAAUCCUUGAUAAAUAUGAUAUCAAAGGCAAGGAAAAGGAUUACUGUUUGCUACAAACUCUUCCUGAUGGAGAGUUGAUGAUCCCAGAGAAAGCCAAUGUAUUUUAUGCCAUGAACAAUAAUGGUGAUUAUACUUUUGUGUUACGGACUAAGAAAGAACAAGAUGCUCUAACUCAGAGCAAAAAACGAAGUAAACGAAGACUGAAACUAUCGUUGUCAUAGCAGUAGGUAGUGCAAUAAGUGUUGAUUGAUUC